This is a messenger RNA of Thelazia callipaeda (thelaziosis nematode), 626 nucleotides long. The record is from the annotation of a GenBank genome assembly. NCBI's taxonomy places the organism in Eukaryota, Metazoa, Nematoda, Chromadorea, Rhabditida, Thelaziidae.
AUGCAUUUCCAAAAAAGUUACGAUGAAGAAUUUUACGAAUUUCCACUCGAUGAAACAGUCACCGCAUCAUUCGAAAAUUUCUAUGCAUUUUGUAAUAUCACAAAGCAGAAGAUGGCCUGUUGGGAGCAGCAAUGUCGCAUACAUUCCGACGACAUCGCUUGGACUAGUGACUUGCAUAUUUGCAUUCUCAGAAGGUCACAGGCGGAAAGUGCUUUAAACUGCUUGAAUCGUACAAGUGUGGGUGCACAUACUAAGUGUAAUAGAUUGUGUCGUACACUGGCUCGAAGGCACCAUAUAAAAAUGCAUGAAAAGCAAUACCUGUACGGUACUUCCAGUAAUUCAGUUGAAGUUUACCAGUACUGGCAGUUAAGUAAGCAAUGCGCAUUUCAGAUAUGUCAGUUGGAGUGUCGAAAAGAAUUAAUGCGGAAUGUAUGCGCAUCAAAUGAAACUGUAGGUGCACUUGACACAUUACAAGACUACUACGAAUACGAUAUGUUUGAUCAGUUACGGUCAAUGACCGAUAGUUCUACUGAACAUCUAUUUCCACUGAUGUGUCGACAGUAUCUCCCAUUACAGUAUCAUUUGAAAGUAAUCCAUUUAUUUCGGUUUAGUAUUUUCAACUAAUC